UGUGUGGAGAAGCAGUUGAUGAGCGAUGGUGAAAGGCGUAGUUGGAGAAGAAACGCGACUCAAAUCGGUUGAGGAUCGUCUCAGCCAAUCUGCGCUUCCAACAGAGGUGGGUUUACUAAUAGGCAAGUUCAGCUCCGGUUUGGACCGGGCCUUUAUCUUCGAUUUGGUUCCAACUCCACAAAAUGAUUCUGGCGAACCUGCUUCUUCCAUCACCGACCCCAACAAGAAAAACCCUCCUAAAUCCAAAUCUAAUCCCCCUGACUCUUCUUCAUUGUUCAUUGAUAAGGAUUGGGUCGCUGAACAUGCUCGCCAGGUAUCUAGAAUGCUAGUGGGUGGCAUGAAGGUUGUUGGCUUAUAUAUUUGGGUUGGUGAUACUGCUUUUAAGAAUUCAACCAUCAUGCUUUGCCAGACAGUGAAGGGAGUUGCUGAAGCAGCACCGGUUUUGGAGGUUGACUGGGAUGAAAGACUGCUUCUUCACAUUUGUUAUAGUCCUAGGAGGUGGAAUUGUCGAAACUGCUCACUAUCUUCAAAUAUUACAUCAAGUAGUCUACGGCCUUGUGAUUUUAAAAUGGGAAAGGUCUUGAGUUCCCUUCAAACAUUUAGGUGCAUGCACAGCUUUAACCUUAGGUUACCCAUAUUGCAUGACAGUGCAUCAAAAUUGAAGACAAUGAGUGAUGUUCUUCGUCAUGCAAUAUCUAUUCAUGCCAAAGAGCUUACAUGUGCAAAGGCCUUGAUUGAUGGUAAAUUGGUUGUUGAUAGCGAGCCAUGCUCAUCAGAUGGUGUGCAUGGAGUUGAAUUGCUUCUACCAUUUCUGAAUAAUAGUUUUGUUGAAGCAUGCAGCCAAAGAGAUGUUGUUGGCGUUCUUUCCUUUAGUGGUUCAAUAUGUUCUUUUGCAUAUCUGAAUUCAAAAGAGCCAAUUUCACAAGCCAUCACUGAUAUAAAGGGAGAUAUCAUUAUGAGUCUGCAAAGUAGAUUGGAUAUAAUCUGUGAUGAGGCAGAUGGUGAUUCAGGUAACAAUCAUGAUGUUGGAAAGCAAGAAAACAAUGAGAUAUCAGCUGAAAAUUCCGUUUCCCAACUUUUGCUGCCGUUAUUGAGAAAAGGAUGUACUCUUCCAUUUCCUAGAAGAGUCUUUGCACCAUGGUUAGCAGGGGUGUACGUGUGUGAUUACUUGCAGCCUUCUGAGACUAUUGAGGUUUUAAAAGAUCAUUGUAUGGAGUUGUUAUCCAUGAAAGCUCCAAUUGAUGUCUCUACAAUUUUGGAGCCAGAAAAAGAAGUGCUAUCUUUCGAAACUAAAUCUUUCUGGGAUGUGGCAGUGCCAUCCCAUUCAGAAAUUCACCUCAUGGAAGACAAGAGCAAGCUUGAUAGCAGAGGGAAAAGUUCUAGUAGUAAAUCGGUGAAGCCAGGUCACAUUAAUGUUGUAUCUGCCGGUCUCAUCCUUCUACUCUCUGUCUUACUUGGUUUUGUGUUCUUCGUCCUAAAGGGUUGAGGGCUUUAUAUUUAAGAAUUUUUCUCCACCGUGGAUUCACAUAUUUUCCUAGUUUGCAAAACUGCAUUCGUAGUUGAUGGGGAGUUCAAUCUUGAGUAAAAUCUGGCCUGUUAGCUUUUUGAUGCUCUUCACCUGGAAUCAACCGGAACAAUAAAAUCGUGCUUUUGUGGAUUA
Molecule: messenger RNA, 1660 nt
Organism: Gastrolobium bilobum
Lineage: Eukaryota; Viridiplantae; Streptophyta; Magnoliopsida; Fabales; Fabaceae
Exons: 10
Coding region: 26-1486 (486 amino acids)
Biological process (GO): intracellular protein localization
Cellular component (GO): endomembrane system
Source: RefSeq, a predicted model, not a curated record